Messenger RNA from Adelges cooleyi (spruce gall adelgid), 3383 nucleotides. RefSeq names its product exosome RNA helicase MTR4 (gene Mtr4). Gene Ontology annotation, molecular function: ATP binding; RNA binding; RNA helicase activity. NCBI's taxonomy places the organism in Eukaryota, Metazoa, Arthropoda, Insecta, Hemiptera, Adelgidae. Gene Ontology annotation, biological process: RNA catabolic process; maturation of 5.8S rRNA. Bases 157 to 3228 code for a protein of 1023 amino acids. The record is from RefSeq and is a predicted model, not a curated record. Gene Ontology annotation, cellular component: nucleus. The transcript is spliced from 17 exons.
UAGUAUCUACUGACUAGAGAUGAUAACAUUUUAUUAUUUAUCAACAUAACCUAAAUGAACAUUUUUUUAUGUUGCUGUCGGUGUCGUUUAACGUUUUAUGUUGAAUUGAUUGCUUGUAUUUAAAUAAAGAAAAUAAGACGAGAUCCCUCAACUACUAUGGAUGAUUUUGGCGCCGAUUUGUUUGAUGAGUUUGAAAAGCCGACUGUCAGCUCGGUGACUCCAUUAGCAAGCAAAGCAAUUAAUGGAAAUCAACAGGAUUCUAUAGAUAAUUCUACUAAAAGACCUUUGCAACUUUCUGAUGACGAAGAAGACAAUUUAAAGAAGCCUAAAAAUCCAGACGAUCUUUUCUUUUCACAAAACUUUGAAUCAUCAGUCCCUAGAAUAAAAAUUUUUGCUGUAGAAGCUCUAGAUGGGGAAUCAUGCAUUCACGAAAUAGCAAUUCCUCCACAUUUUGAUUAUGUACCAUUAGAUCGAAAAACCACUAAGACUCCAGCUAAAGUAUAUGAAUUUGAAUUGGACCCCUUCCAAAAAGAAGCAAUUUCUUGCAUUGAAGGAAACCAAACUGUACUUGUAUCAGCACAUACUUCAGCUGGUAAAACUGUUGUAGCUGAAUACAGUAUAGCUUUGUCAUUGAGAGAAUCUAAACGUGUUAUUUAUACUACUCCUAUUAAAGCUCUUAGUAAUCAAAAAUACAGAGAAUUUCAUGAAGAGUUUGCAGAUGUUGGUUUGAUUACUGGCGAUGUUACAAUUAACCCAACAGCGAGUUGUUUAAUUAUGACUACUGAAAUUCUUCGUUGCAUGUUAUACCGAGGGUCAGAAGUUUUAAAGGAAGUAGGAUGGGUAAUUUUUGACGAAAUCCAUUACAUGCGUGACAAGGAACGUGGUUAUGUUUGGGAAGAAACAUUGAUUUUAUUACCAGACAAUGUACGUAUGGUUUUUUUGUCAGCUACGAUACCAAAUGCCAGACAAUUUGCCGAAUGGGUAGCUCAUUUGCAUAAUCAACCAUGCCAUGUCGUCUACACAGAGUACAGACCUACUCCUUUGCAACAUUACAUUUAUCCAACUGGGGGAGAUGGCUUGCAUCUUAUUGUCGAUGAGCACAAUAAAUUCCGUGAAGACAAUUUUGCAAUGGCUAUGAAUGUUUUAUCAGCUAAUACGCAACCAAUAAAAAACUACGGACAACAAAAUAGACCAACCGUGAAUAAUCCAGAAAAUGAAUCUCACUGUUUUAAAUUAGUGAGAACAAUUAUGGAGCGUAGUUUUGCACCAGUAAUUGUUUUCUCGUUUAGUAAAAAAGACUGUGAGUUAUAUGCAAUGCAAAUGGCCAAAUUAGAUUUUACAUCAGAUGUCGAAAAAGGAUUAAUUGAUAAAUUGUUUGAAAAUGCAACUAAAGUAUUAAGUGAAGAUGAUCGUAAGUUACCAGCAGUUAUAAAUAUUGUGCCUUUAAUAAGACGAGGAAUUGGUAUUCAUCAUGGAGGUCUUUUACCUAUAUUAAAAGAAACCAUUGAAAUCCUGUUUGGUGAAGGAUUAUUAAAAUGUCUUUUUGCUACUGAAACAUUUGCUAUGGGCUUAAACAUGCCUGCUAGAACAGUGUUAUUUACGGCUUGUCGCAAGUUUGAUGGAAAAGAAAGACGAUUUAUAACAUCAGGAGAGUACAUACAGAUGUCUGGUAGAGCAGGAAGACGAGGUUUGGAUGAUAAAGGAAUAGUUAUGUUAAUAAUUGAUGAAAAAGUCAGUCCAGACACUGUUAGGAAUAUUAUUCAAGGGAAGCCUGAUCCUAUAAAUUCAGCAUUUCACUUAACUUAUAAUAUGGUAUUAAAUCUAAUGCGUGUAGAAGAAAUCAACCCUGAGUAUAUGUUGGAAAGAAGUUUUUUUCAAUUUCAGAAUCAGGCAUCUAUACCAGAGCUAACAGAAAAAGUGAAAGAGUUAUCAGAUAAAAAGAAAACUAUAGCUAUUCAAAAUGAAUUUGAUGUCAGAUCAUAUUACUUAAUACGUCAACAACUUGAUUUAUUAGCAGAUCAGUAUCAUAAGCUUUUUACAAAUCCAACACACCUUAUACCUUUUUGUAAUCCAGGCAGACUUGUUAAGAUUAAAAAGAAUGACUUAGAGUUUGAUUGGGGUGUAAUUUUAAAUUAUAAAACUGUAACAAAAAGCAAACAUGAAGGUGGUGGUAUAGCUGAAGCAAUUAUUAGCGUACUUUUAAAUUUAGAAAAUUCUAUUGAGAAAGACGAAGAAAACCCUAUACCUUGCCCACCGGGAAAACAAGGAGAACCUGAAGUUGUUCUCAUUAAGCAUCAUAUGAUACAAGAUUUAAGUUCAUUGCGAUUAAACAAUUUACCAAAUGAUUUAAGAUCCCGUGAUUCAAGAAUGUCUCUGUACAAUAAUGUCAAAGAAGUACUUCAAAGGUGCCAGACUGAUGUGCCUGUGUUAGAUCCUCUCAGUGAUAUGAAAAUAAAAGAUCCAGAAUUUGAUAAGAUAGUAGAACAGAUUGAAAAAUUUGAGGGUAGAUUGUUUGCACAUCCAUUACACGAUAAUGAAAAUAUUGAUGAACUCUAUGCCCAAUAUUCAGAAAAAGACAAAAUAGACAAAGAGCUCCUGAAUGCUAAAUCAGAAUUAAAGAAGGCAAUGUCAUUGAUGCAAAUGGAUGAUCUCAAAUGCCGUAAACGUAUCCUAAAGCGUAUGGGUUAUUGUACUGCUGCUGAAGUAAUUGAAACUAAAGGAAGAAUAGCAUGUGAACUUAGCAGUGCUGAUGAGUUAUUAAUGACAGAAUUAGUGUUCAAUGGUGUAUUUAAUGAGUUAUCAGUACCUCAAUCAGUUGCAUUACUUAGUUGUUUUGUUUGUGAUGAAAAAAGUAAUGAAAUCCCAGCAAAAACUGCUGAACUUGCUGGGCCUCUAAAAAAAAUGCAGGAACUCGCUAGAAAAAUAGCUAAAGUUUGUAAAGAAGCCAAGUUAGAAAUCAAUGAAGAUGCUUAUGUAGAAGGUUUCAAACCAUUUUUGAUGGAUGUUUGUUAUGAGUGGUGUCGGGGUGCUUCAUUUUACCAAAUAUGUCAAAUGACUGAUAUAUUUGAAGGAAGUAUAAUCAGGGCGAUGAGACGAUUAGAAGAAAUAUUGAGACAGCUAAUUCAAGCAUCAAAAAGUAUUGGAAACACUGAUCUAGAAAUUAAGUUUAGUGAAGCUAUUAAAAAUGUUAAAAGAGAUAUUGUAUUUGCAGCCAGCCUCUACUUAUAAAUUAAAACGUAUUGUUUUAAAAACAGUAUAACUCUAGACCGGACAUUUUUAUUGGUCAAUACAUUUAUAAGCAACAUAAUGACUUACUGUUUUACAUUAAUGACUUAACAACACAAUAUCUUAGAUGUACAACCAUUUUUUAAAUUUUUAACUUG